AUGAUUGCGCUGUUUGUGAUACUCUGGGCGAUUUCGUGCGGAAAUUCCGCCAAGAUAUUGGGAAUUAUCUCUUUUCCGUCCUACAGCCACCAGGUGGUCUUCCAGCCACUAUGGAGAGAGCUAUCGCUACGCGGGCAUCAAGUAACUACCCUCACGGCCGAUCUAAUAAACGACCCCCAACUGACCAAUCUGACCGAAAUCAAUCUCCAUUUCUCCUACGACGCAUGGCGGUCAGUUUUGGGGGAGGUAAUCGAGGAUGUUAACACAGAUUUAAUUAAGUCGGUCACGGGGAUUACGAGGGCGAUGCAGGAGUUUUCCAGGGUGCAGCUGGCCCAUCCGCGCGUGCAGGGCUUGAUACGGAGCGACGCCUCUUUCGACCUGGUGAUCGUGGAAUACCUGCUGCCGAGCAUGUUCGGCUUUGCGGCAAGGUUCAAGUGCCCACACAUUGGCGUCACCUCCAUGGAUGCCUUGCAUCAUACAUUGAAGACAAUCGGGAACCCUAUUCAUCCCGUGAUUCAUCCGGAAUUCUUGCUACAUUUUACGGAUCACUCGACGCUACUUAAACGUUUCACUAGCGUCGCAUUUUCGCUGUUUACCGAGGUAUUAUUCAAUCACCACUUUUUCGCCACCCAGGAAACGCUCGUCGAAACCUACUUUGGGCCCAAUUACCCAUCGUUGACGGAGAUUGCCCAAAAUGUCAGCCUCUUCUUCAUCAACUCCGAUCCAAUCUUCUACAAAGCGAAACCGCUUCUUCCAAACGUCAUCCAGAUAGGCGGCGGAUCCUACCGGAUCCCAUCCGGCCCCCUGCCCACUGACCUACGAGACGUGCUAGACUCCGCAUCGGAAGGCGCCAUCUACUUCAGCUUGGGAACGAACGUCAAAUGCGAGGAUUUACCAAACGACACCAGGAAGCAGAUCCUGUCAACUUUCGCCGAGCUUCCCUACACUGUCCUGUGGAAGUUUGAUUCCGACCACAUGCCCGACGCGCCCAAAAACGUCCACGUGGCCAAAUGGUUCCCGCAGCCAAACGUCUUAAAGCAUCCCAACGUGAAAUUAUUUAUAACGCAGGGAGGGGUACAGUCGACGGAAGAAGCGAUUUACGCCCACGUCCCGAUAAUCGCCAUCCCUUUCUACGCGGACCAAUUCUCCAACGCGGAAAGGAUGCUCGAGAGAGGUUUCGGAUUGAAGCUCGAUUACAACCACUUGCGGAAGGAGGAGCUCAAGUCCGCCAUAGAGGAAGUGAUAACUAACCCCAGGUACAAGAGGAGAAUUGCCGAGUUGGCAGAGUUGGCCUCGGAUCAACCAAUGACAGGAUUGGAACGCGCGGUUUGGUGGACGGAAUACGUGUUGCGUCACAAGGGGGCCAAGCACUUCAGAAGCCCCUACCUGGACAUCCCCGCGUAUCAGUACUACCUUUUGGACAUCAUUUGCCUUGUAGCCGUUGUGUUCUUAAUACUAGUGGGGAUCCUAUUUCUUGUACUGAAGAUGGUGCUCAAGUAA
Messenger RNA from Photinus pyralis (common eastern firefly), 1500 nucleotides. Its product is annotated as UDP-glucuronosyltransferase 2B7-like. The record is from RefSeq and is a predicted model, not a curated record. Bases 1 to 1500 code for a protein of 499 amino acids. NCBI's taxonomy places the organism in Eukaryota, Metazoa, Arthropoda, Insecta, Coleoptera, Lampyridae. Gene Ontology annotation, molecular function: UDP-glycosyltransferase activity. The transcript has 4 exons.